Penicillium taxi is the source of this 3252-nucleotide messenger RNA. RefSeq names its product tetratricopeptide repeat protein. Gene Ontology annotation, cellular component: transcription factor TFIIIC complex. The transcript has 4 exons. Bases 1 to 3252 code for a protein of 1083 amino acids. The record is from RefSeq and is a predicted model, not a curated record. Gene Ontology annotation, molecular function: protein binding. Gene Ontology annotation, biological process: transcription by RNA polymerase III. Lineage: Eukaryota; Fungi; Ascomycota; Eurotiomycetes; Eurotiales; Aspergillaceae.
AUGGACCAGGAUUAUCCAGAUAUCAGCCAGAACACUUAUCCUGAGGAGAGCGCUUAUCCAGAUAUCGAUGAGAAUGUGCAUUACCCGUGGCAAGAAUCUCAGCAACCUGUUUCUGGAGAGAUACACGCUUCCGCUUCAGUACUUGAUCCACGGCUGUUUGGUGACUCUUUCUCACAAAAUUUACCGCAGGCUGCGUCCGCAUACGAUCAAUUCGAUGAGGAGCUACAGCCAGAUCCCGAUCACAUGGAUAUCGGUGAUUAUGGUUGGGAUUUAGAUAGUGAUGACGAGUCUGAUUCAGAUGACAACGAAGACGACGAUGAUGAUAAUGAUGAUGACGACGAGGAGGAUUUUGAGAACGAGUAUUAUGAGGAUGAGGACGAUGAGGUUGAUGAAGAAGAUUCCAAUCGUCCCCGUCCCGCUGGCCGAAGAGGUCCGUGGAAGGCGAAGGAUCCUGGCCCAGAAUUCAGGUUGAUUCACUCACAAGCUACUGAGGCGUUCAUUGACGGAAACUAUGAGCUCGCCCAGGAACGUACAAUGGAUGCUAUCCAUGUCAAUCCGGAGAUGUUCCCAGCACAUCUGUUGCUGUCGGAGAUUUUCCUUGCACAAGGCCAGAAGGACAAGGCCUUGGGGGCUCUUUUCAGUGGCGCCCAUACACGACCUAGGGAUCGCAACGUUUGGCUUCAAAUCGCAGAUUUGAUCUUGCAACGCGCUGGCGAGGACCGUCAACCGGCGCUCAAUGAUGUAGUGUAUUGCUACAGCCGUGUGCUUGAUAUUGCACCCAAGAAGGAGAUUGAUGUUCGAUAUGCAAGAGCUGCAAUCUACAUGGAGCAAGGAUACAUCGGAAAAGCUGCUCAAGAGUAUGAAAGGAUUCUGCGAGCCCGACCACAUAACACCAAAGCCCUUUGCCUUUUGGCAGAGGCUUUGAUUCAGACGAGAGAGUUCUCCAAGGCUAUCAAUUACUGGUCGGAAAGCGUUGAGCAUUUCAUUUCCCUUGACCCAAUAGACGCCCCUGAGUUCUCCUGGUCCGAGAUCAAUAUUUACGUUGAACUUUUCGGUUACGUUGAGCAAUACGAGCAAGGGCUUGUUGCUCUUAAAACACUGGCGAGAUGGCUGCUAGGUCGUAAAGAAGAUUAUUUCUGGGAAGAUUUCACUGAUGAUGAUCGAGAAUGGGAUCUACAACACUCACCUCGCCGCAUCAAGACUGAUGGCUUUAUUCCAGGCCAGUGGCCUGAUGAUUCAUACGGUCUUGGGCUUCCGCUUGAACUUCGCAUCAAAAUGGGCAUUUUUCGGUUGAGAAUGGGUGAACACUAUUACGCGGAUGCAUUGGAUCAUUUUGAAUGGCUGAAUCCUGAAGAUAAUGCGGAAGGUGCACGGCUAUUCGAUUUCGGCGAUCUUUUCCGCGAAGUUGCAGAUGCACUAAAGAGCACAGGGUCACUUCAUGAUGCCUUGCGUUUCUACAGUCCUAUACAACUUACAUCCGACCAUGCAGAUGUCGGCUACUUUAUGGCUAUGGCUGACUGUCUCGUGCAGUUGGAAAAGAUGGAAGAGGCUGAGUCAUGUUAUCUCACUGUUGUAGGAUACGACCCACAACAUCUGGAUUCAAGGGUACUUCUUGCGAAGCUGUACGAGAAGCAGGGGAUGAAUGACCAUGCUGUGAGGUACGCUAAUGAGGCCCUCAACAUUGGCCGGCUCGAAAACAGAUCUCAAAAGCGAAGAAAGGAUACAAGACUUGAACAGCUUGCUAUCGAGUUUAGACAGGCCCAAGAGCCUGACGCUCUCCGGCCGCUUGCACCCAAACCUGUUAUUGUCAACCAGUGGCCUGCCUCAACUUCUAGACGAGGCCGUGGACAAAUUGAAGAAGCCCAACGGAUCAUUGACAUUCAGUUCCUGCAUGCAAAACUGCUCCAUCUGGAGCUUGGAGUCAAAGAUGGCGUAUAUGAAGCUAUCGAAGACUGGCUUGAUAUUGCUGAUGCUUUGCUCCGUGACUUCCGAUCAAAUCGAGUCUUUUAUCCAAUGUCGAAGGGGAUGGAAUUCCAAGGAUACUACCCAAAGUUAGGAAAGACAAAGACCCGAAACAUGGUUACUGAAGCCAGAGAGGUAAUGGAACGUAUACAAAAGAGUAUUAAUCAGUCACUUCCGGGACCUUCGCAUGCAUCACUAACUUUAUUACCUACUAAAGGCCUAGAAAAUGAAGAUGAAGAGCCGAUGGAAACCAUUCCGAAUGAGUACCGCAGUAUUCCAUUUGAUGAAUGGCUCGACAUAUUUCUUCAAUAUGCCCUUCUUUCUACGGAUCAAGGAGAUCACAUGGAAGCAUAUGAAGUACUCAAUAGCGCUGCAGCCUGUAAUGUUUGGCACCACAACAAGGCUAAAUCGCGUUUAAUCCAUAUCUGCUGGUUUACUUGUGCGCUUCGAAUCAAGGACGAAGAAACCCUUUCACAUGAAGCUCGCUGGUUUAUCAAAGAAUACCAGUUCGUGACAGACACCUACCGACUCUUUGCAAUGCUGAGCCGCCUGUGCGGCGAUCCGCAUAAAUCUCUUUUUCACUCCUCUCCAAACAUGAAAUUCAUGCUUCGUCAGAUCAAGGCGAUGGACUUCACUUUGACAGAUACGAAAAAGCCCGAAAUGAUCCGCCAUUCCAUCUGGAAGGAGCGCGCUUCCCUCACAACUAAAGAUGAAAAUGGGCAACCGAUACCUGCGUAUGGACUAGAUGCCGCCCUUUUGACGCUCUACGGUCAUAUCCUUUACUCUGGUGGAAGUUUUUUUCCUGCUCUGAACUAUUUCUUUCGAGCAUAUGCCCUGGACGACCAGAAUCCGGCCGUUCUUCUCUCGAUUGGGCUUUGCUACAUCCACCACUCUCUCAAACGCCAGUCUGAAAAUCGACACUACCUCAUCUUGCAGGGCCUCUCAUUUAUGAAACGCUACCGCGUUGUUCGAUCAAAACCCGGGACAAUCUUGCAAGAACGACAGGAAAUGGAGUUUAACUGUGCACGUGUCUGGCAUGGUCUUGGAUUAGCACAUCACGCCAUUGAAGGGUACGAAAAAGUGCUGGAGCUUGGCAAACAGAUCAAAGAACAGACUCAGACAUCCUUAGCCCCAGAUGGGGAUGUAGUGAUGGGCGAGGCAGGCAAAGAUUCUCCGAAGUUCGUCGAAAAUUUUGCAAUGGAGGCUGCCUAUGGAUUGCAGUGUCUUCAUGUCAUGGGUGGCGAAGUGCAGGCUGCGAAAUCCGUCACCGAGGAAUGGCUUGUCAUCUGA